Molecule: messenger RNA, 1563 nt
Organism: Elephantulus edwardii (Cape elephant shrew)
Lineage: Eukaryota; Metazoa; Chordata; Mammalia; Macroscelidea; Macroscelididae
Gene: CCNL2
Product: cyclin L2
Exons: 11
Coding region: 1-1563 (520 amino acids)
Biological process (GO): regulation of transcription by RNA polymerase II
Cellular component (GO): nucleus
Molecular function (GO): cyclin-dependent protein serine/threonine kinase regulator activity
Source: RefSeq, a predicted model, not a curated record
AUGGCGGCUACGACGGCGACUGCCGCGUCCGGGCCCCCAGGGCCCGCGGCUCCCGCGCCAGCGGCCGGGGCUCCGGGCGCGGGGAGCGCAGCCCCUGGGUCUCAGGGGGUGCUGAUAGGGGACAGGCUGUACUCUGGAGUGCUGAUCACUUUGGAGAACUGCCUCCUUCCCGACGACAAGCUUCGCUUUACGCCGUCCAUGUCGAGCGGCCUAGACACCGACACGGAGACGGACCUCCGCGUAGUGGGCUGCGAGCUCAUCCAGGCCGCCGGCAUCCUGCUUCGCCUGCCGCAGGUGGCCAUGGCUACUGGGCAGGUGUUAUUCCAGCGCUUCUUCUAUACCAAGUCGUUUGUGAAGCAUUCCAUGGAGCAUGUGUCGAUGGCCUGCGUACAUCUGGCUUCCAAAAUCGAAGAGGCGCCGAGGCGGAUCCGGGAUGUCAUUAACGUGUUUCAUCGCCUGCGACACCUGCGAGAGAAAAAGAAACCUGUGCCUCUGAUCUUAGAUCAAGAUUAUGUUAAUCUAAAGAACCAAAUUAUAAAGGCUGAAAGACGAGUUCUCAAAGAGUUGGGCUUUUGUGUCCACGUGAAGCACCCUCACAAGAUAAUCGUUAUGUACCUUCAGGUGUUAGAGUGUGAGCGUAACCAACACCUGGUCCAGACAUCAUGGAACUACAUGAACGACAGCCUUCGCACAGAUGUGUUUGUGAGGUUCCAGCCUGAGAGCAUUGCCUGCGCCUGUAUUUACCUCGCUGCACGCACGCUUGAGAUUCCCCUGCCUAAUCGUCCUCAUUGGUUUCUUUUGUUUGGAGCAACUGAAGAAGAAAUCCAAGAGAUUUGCUUAAAAAUCUUGCAGCUGUAUACUCGGAAAAAGGUUGAUCUGACCCAACUUGAAAGCGAAGUGGAAAAGAGAAAGCAUGCCAUCGAGGAGGCAAAGGCACAAGCAAAGGGCCUGCUCACCAGCAGCACACAAGUUCUGGACAGCACCUCUGGGUUCUCGCCUGCCCUCAAGCUCGAAUCCCCCAAAGAAGGCAAAGGGAGUAAGCCCUCUCCGUUGUCUGUGAAGAAUACCAAGAGGAAAGCAGAAGCUUCAAAAAAAGCUAAGGCUGAUAGCCCGGUGAACGGCUUGCCAAAGGGGAGGGAGAGCCGGAGCGGGAGCCGUGAGCAGAGCCCCUCGAGGUCCCGGUCAGGGUCUGCCUCUCCAAAAAGGAGGAAAAGUGACAGUGGCUCAUCUUCCAGUGGGUCCAAGUCUCAGAGCAGGUCAAGGAGCCGCAGUGACUCACCUCCAAGACAGGUGCGCCCUGGUGCCCCAUACAAAGGCUCCAAGGUGAGGAGCUACACUAAGUCAAGAGACUGUAAAUACCCCACCCAGAAGCCUCCAAAGUCCCGGAGCCGGAGCUCCUCUCGCUCCCGAAGCCGCUCUAGGGAACGUUCAGAGAAUCCUGGGAAAUACAAGAAGAAAAGUCAUUAUUACAGAAAUGAGAGGCGGGAGCGUUCUCGGUCAUAUGAUCGAGCAGGCCGCCGCUAUGAGCGAGAUCACCCUGGGCACAGCAGGCACCGUAGGUGA